This is a messenger RNA of Caenorhabditis elegans, 4206 nucleotides long. RefSeq names its product Importin N-terminal domain-containing protein (gene xpo-1). The record is from RefSeq and is marked reviewed. Gene Ontology annotation, biological process: intracellular protein transport; protein export from nucleus. Gene Ontology annotation, molecular function: small GTPase binding; nuclear export signal receptor activity. NCBI's taxonomy places the organism in Eukaryota, Metazoa, Nematoda, Chromadorea, Rhabditida, Rhabditidae. Gene Ontology annotation, cellular component: nucleus.
AACUGGGCUAGAUCGAUCGUCCCAUCGUCAACAGUCGGUUGUGUGAGAGAGCGUGAGAGUGUGUGUGCGAGUGAAACGAUAUUUUGGCCUAAUUUUCCAGCUUCACUGUGAGAAACACAGGAUUUCUGCCCGAAAAGCGAGAGCCUGAACCCCGCCAGUUUUGUGUGUGCGUGAGUGUGUGAGACUGAACUGGAAACUACUGCCGAUUUUUGCGAAAUUUGAUCGCUGAAACCGACAAUAAAAAAACAUGGCUGUCUCAGCAAUGGAAGUGCUCUCUGAAGCGAAGCGUCAAUUCGCCCAAGGUGACCGUAUCGAUGUGACUCUUUUGGAUCAAGUCGUCGAGAUUAUGAAUCGAAUGAGCGGAAAAGAACAGGCCGAGGCUAACCAAAUCCUCAUGUCGCUCAAGGAAGAACGCGAUUCGUGGACCAAAGUCGAUGCGAUUCUUCAAUAUUCGCAGCUAAAUGAGUCCAAGUAUUUUGCACUUCAAAUCCUUGAGACUGUCAUCCAACACAAAUGGAAGUCGUUGCCACAAGUCCAACGUGAAGGAAUCAAGUCGUACAUCAUCACCAAAAUGUUCGAAUUGUCUUCUGAUCAGAGUGUCAUGGAACAAAGUCAACUGCUUCUUCACAAGUUGAACCUCGUUUUGGUUCAAAUUGUCAAACAAGAUUGGCCAAAGGCAUGGCCAACAUUCAUCACCGAUAUUGUUGAUUCAUCGAAGAACAACGAGACCGUUUGCAUCAACAAUAUGAAUAUUCUGAGCUUGUUGAGCGAAGAAGUAUUUGAUUUCGGAUCCCAAAACCUCACCCAAGCCAAGGAACAACAUCUGAAACAACAAUUCUGUGGACAGUUCCAAGAAGUAUUCACACUGUGUGUCAGCAUUCUCGAGAAAUGUCCAUCCAACUCUAUGGUUCAAGCUACCUUGAAGACUCUUCAACGAUUCCUCACCUGGAUUCCAGUUGGCUACGUUUUCGAGACAAACAUCACGGAAUUGCUGUCUGAAAACUUCCUUUCGCUUGAAGUGUAUCGUGUCAUCGCUCUUCAAUGUCUCACGGAAAUUUCACAAAUUCAAGUUGAAACCAACGAUCCCAGCUACGACGAAAAGCUUGUCAAAAUGUUCUGCUCUACAAUGCGCCACAUUAGCCAAGUUCUAUCUUUGGACCUCGACCUGGCUGCUGUCUACAAAGAUGCUUCCGAUCAGGAUCAGAAACUCAUCAGUAGUCUGGCUCAAUUUCUUGUCGCGUUCAUCAAAGAGCACGUUCAUCUGAUUGAAGUAACUGAUGAGCCAUUAACUGAGGCUAAAAUUUUAAUGCGAGAAUCUCACGACUAUGCUAUUCAACUUCUUUUGAAAAUCACUUUGAUCGAAGAAAUGGAGGUUUUCAAAGUUUGCCUCGAUUGUUGGUGCUGGUUGACUGCUGAGCUCUACCGUAUAUGUCCAUUCAUUCAGCCAAGUACUCUUUACGGAAUGAUGAGUCAGGUUCGUGAGCAUCCACGUCGUCAACUCUACCGUGAAUACCUCUCGCAACUUCGUUCAACAAUGAUUUCUCGAAUGGCAAAGCCAGAAGAGGUGUUGAUUGUGGAAAAUGAUCAAGGAGAAGUUGUUCGUGAAAUGGUCAAAGAUACUGAUUCGAUUGCUUUGUACCGUAACAUGCGUGAAACGCUUGUCUAUUUGACUCAUCUUGACAACAAGGACACUGAAGUGAAGAUGACUGAAAAGUUGGCAUCACAAGUGAACGGAGGAGAGUUUUCGUGGAAGAAUUUGAAUCGUUUGUGCUGGGCUGUUGGUUCGAUUUCUGGAACGAUGGUUGAAGAAGACGAAAAGCGAUUCCUUGUUCUUGUUAUUCGUGAUUUACUCGGGCUCUGUGAACAGAAACGUGGAAAGGACAAUAAGGCAGUGAUUGCGUCAAACAUCAUGUAUGUUGUCGGACAGUACCCGAGAUUCCUUCGAGCUCACUGGAAGUUCCUGAAGACGGUUAUCAAUAAGCUUUUCGAGUUCAUGCACGAGACUCAUGAAGGUGUACAGGACAUGGCUUGUGAUACAUUCAUCAAGAUUUCCAUAAAAUGUAAGAGGCAUUUCGUCAUCGUCCAACCAGCUGAGAAUAAGCCUUUCGUCGAAGAGAUGCUCGAAAAUUUGACUGGAAUCAUCUGCGAUCUUUCUCAUGCACAAGUUCACGUAUUCUACGAGGCUGUUGGACACAUCAUUUCUGCGCAGAUAGAUGGAAAUCUGCAAGAAGACCUGAUCAUGAAGCUUAUGGAUAUCCCAAAUCGCACAUGGAACGACAUCAUUGCAGCAGCAUCCACUAACGACAGUGUGCUCGAAGAGCCGGAGAUGGUCAAAUCUGUCCUGAAUAUACUAAAAACAAAUGUGGCCGCCUGCAAAUCCAUUGGAUCUUCGUUUGUAACCCAACUCGGAAAUAUCUACAGUGAUCUUCUAUCCCUCUACAAAAUUCUAUCCGAGAAGGUGUCCCGAGCAGUGACAACCGCCGGCGAAGAGGCUUUGAAGAAUCCAUUGGUAAAGACGAUGCGAGCUGUGAAGCGAGAGAUUCUCAUCCUUCUAUCGACAUUCAUUUCAAAGAACGGAGAUGCCAAGCUCAUUCUGGACAGUAUAGUUCCACCAUUGUUCGAUGCGGUUCUCUUCGAUUACCAGAAGAAUGUGCCACAGGCGAGAGAGCCGAAAGUGUUGUCUUUGCUCAGCAUUCUGGUCACACAACUUGGAUCUCUCCUCUGUCCACAAGUGCCGAGCAUCCUCAGUGCGGUUUUCCAAUGCAGCAUUGACAUGAUCAACAAGGAUAUGGAAGCGUUCCCCGAGCAUCGAACCAACUUCUUCGAGCUGGUGCUUUCUUUGGUUCAAGAGUGCUUCCCGGUUUUCAUGGAAAUGCCUCCAGAGGAUCUUGGAACAGUCAUCGACGCCGUCGUUUGGGCAUUCCAACACACAAUGCGCAAUGUUGCGGAAAUUGGUCUCGACAUUCUCAAAGAAUUACUGGCUCGUGUCUCGGAGCAGGAUGACAAGAUCGCUCAACCAUUCUACAAGCGUUACUACAUUGAUCUUCUGAAACACGUGUUAGCAGUUGCCUGUGACAGUUCUCAAGUUCAUGUAGCCGGUUUGACCUACUACGCCGAAGUGUUGUGCGCGUUAUUCCGUGCUCCAGAGUUUUCGAUCAAAGUUCCGCUGAACGAUGCGAAUCCUUCGCAGCCGAAUAUUGAUUACAUUUAUGAGCACAUCGGAGGAAACUUCCAAGCUCAUUUUGAUAAUAUGAACCAAGAUCAAAUUCGCAUUAUCAUCAAGGGAUUCUUCUCGUUCAACACUGAAAUCUCCAGUAUGCGCAAUCAUCUCCGCGACUUUUUGAUUCAAAUCAAGGAGCACAACGGAGAAGACACGUCGGAUUUGUAUCUUGAAGAGCGAGAAGCUGAGAUUCAACAAGCUCAACAGCGCAAACGAGAUGUUCCUGGAAUUCUGAAACCUGACGAGGUGGAAGAUGAGGAUAUGCGUUAAGUGGUGUGACCUGGUUUAUUUUCAAUCGAAAUCCUAAACUCGCCAACAUAUCACUAUACUUUUUUUCAAAUCUAGUUUAUCCACUUUUCCUGAAUUUUCACACUAUUUGUUUAUCUGAAUCACUCUAUCCAGAAGAUCAAUUUAUUUUGGUCCAAGACCUGCAUACGAUUGCUCUAUUUAUCUUCUGUUCGGACAAUGAUUCCAUUUUCUUCCCCAUCUCCGCGAUCCCGAUUAAAUAUCCCGUACCUUUUCCUUUCCCAAGGUUCUCUUUCCUCCCUAAUCUCAACGAGCUAGGUGCCCAGUUUUUUUUGGAAUCUGGUCUCUAUUUUCUAUUUUAUUUCUCUACCAGUUACUGUGUAGCUCCCCUCAACCGGAUCUCGGAACCCCUUUCUCUCCCACUACUUGAUAACUGGAAUCUUCUCUGGACCUACUUCCAUUCAUCAUUUAUCAUAAUUUCUGUAUUCAUCCGUGCGCCCCCUAUUUUUCUCUGUGAACCAUUUUGGCAAAUUUUCAAAUUUCUUCAAAAAUUUGAACAUGUUCAUUACUCUUAUUUUUUGUAAUUGCCGGACCCAAUUUUUUUGAAUCCUUCUGUCAAUUGUCACUCUUCCUCAAUUCAUCAUUCUUGUUGUUCAUUGAUUCAUUCAAUUAUUCUUUAUUAUUUUAUCAUACAUUUUUAUUUUACCCCCACCACCAGCAAAUACAGUUCUCUAUGUGAA